CUGGCAUCAUCUCCAGCUUUGAAACACAUCAUCCUCUACAGUGGUGUUUUUAUUGCAGAAGGACUCGGAUAAUUUGCAAAAAUGAAGUUUGCCAUCCUCUGCCUCUGUCUGGCUAGCACAGCCUCAGCUGCACCUUCCAUCUUCCAUUACCUGCCUCAUUACGCAGGUUCCAGGCCACAGGUACCACCCUCACAGGUGAGAAAUCCCUUCCCAGCUGCCCAGUCUCUAACACCACCUGGACAUCCUGGUGCUUACAGUGUGGAACUGAUUUAUCCACACAGAUUUGCUGGUGGUGCAGGUGCACAGCCAUUUGGUUUCAUGAAAAUCUCCAUUCCUCAGCCACCAGGCAGAUCCAGUGUGGAAGUCUACUACCCCUAUGACUUCUCCCAGCAAAGGAUCUUAACAAACAUUCCUCCCAUGACAAACGCCCCUCAUAUGACAAAUGUGCUCCCAUUUGAUUAUCCUCCUCAAAAUAUUCCCCAGCAAAUGCCAAAUAUUCCCACAUUUGAUGCCAGUCCUCUCCCAUCCCAGGAUCCCCUGCAGCCUCUGCAGGACCAGCCUGCACAGACAAGCCAGAUGCCGGCGAAGGUGUGAAGUGAAUGAGAAGCACGACAAGGAGGCAAAACUAUUCCAACUUCCUUGAUAUUCAGAAAUCUGCAACGGAACAAAUGACGUUAAAUGACUGACUCUGUUUCUGCAACAUGUGUAUGACCAUAAAAUAACCACUUUUUAUUAAGGAUAUUGUUGCAAUAGUGAACUAAAUUACAGCAAGAUCAUCUGCGUAGAGUGAAACAUGUUUCUGAAGAAUCUUUCUGCUUUACUUUAUAGUCCUCAUAGAUUUUCACUGUUAUUGAGUUAAUCGAGUACUUUGUAAUGCUGCAUUUCCACAGUGUAAAACAAACGUGCUUCAUUUGUGUUUGUAACUAAUUUGAACUUUUCCUGAACUGUCAUUUUCCUUAAGAAUUAAAGUCUAAGUUUUCAAGCAA
This is a messenger RNA of Epinephelus fuscoguttatus (brown-marbled grouper), 986 nucleotides long. RefSeq names its product secretory calcium-binding phosphoprotein 5 (gene scpp5). The record is from RefSeq and is a predicted model, not a curated record. NCBI's taxonomy places the organism in Eukaryota, Metazoa, Chordata, Actinopteri, Perciformes, Serranidae. The coding region runs from base 82 to 594 and encodes 170 amino acids. The transcript has 11 exons.